Eurytemora carolleeae is the source of this 2741-nucleotide messenger RNA. RefSeq names its product SH3 domain-containing protein C23A1.17. Bases 27 to 2477 code for a protein of 816 amino acids. The record is from RefSeq and is a predicted model, not a curated record. Lineage: Eukaryota; Metazoa; Arthropoda; Copepoda; Calanoida; Temoridae. The transcript is spliced from 6 exons.
ACCCGUUCAACUGCCCACCCUGAGAUAUGGUUCAAAUUCUUCUCCCCCUCCCCCUCCUCCUCUCCCUAGUCUCAGCUGCUCAGAUUUAUCCAUCCAGAAGUCGACCUGUUGUUGGAUUACCCCGAGGUUUAAACCUACGAGAAGCUGAGAACCUUCUGAGGAUAAUUGAACCUACAACCUGUGGAUGUGCUAGACCGGAACAGUUCUGUGAGGUUCCGGUUCCUCAGGCUAAAUAUAUGGGGGUUCAUUGCAACAUUGGAGAGUUUUGCUGCCGCAGAAAACGAUCUCCAGGUCAGAUAAGCAUGAAAGAUCUUCAAACCCUUGCUCAAACCCAUCUAAAGAAUCAGAACGUGAUCAAGACAAACCAACAGGGAGAAAUUGUGCUAGAUGCAUCCAACCUAGAGAUAUCUGAUCAGUUUAACCAGAAAAUACAAGUAAAACCAACCCCAUCUCAGGGUCAAGAUAAACCUAUAGAUCAGAAGAAAGAUGAAUCCUCUAGGUCUCCUGAGCAGCACAAAGAAGAAUUCCAGCCUGUAAAAAGUCCCAGUUCUGAAUUAUUUGUCAAGAAACCUAUAUCAGCUCCUCGGUCCCAGGUUCCAACAGGGCCUGCAGGGUUUCCUUAUCUUUCCAAGGAUAUUGUUAAUCCUGGAGAAAUCCCAACCCAAUCGGCUGGACGGAUUUCUUCAUCUUCUUUAGGACGGGUUUAUGCACAAGGAUCACCAAGAGGAGAGAUUCAUCCUCAAUUCUUUGAUAGCAUAAAUCAAUAUGCUCAUAUUCAACCUACUCUCCGUCCUUACCAACAACCUAGAGAGGGUUUAAUAACACCCGAAGAGAGCCAGCUUUCAGAUCUUAGAACCCAAAUACCAGCCUUAAAUAAUCCUGAAUACUCAUUUACAAGGCAAUCAAUUGAGCAGGAAAAAUCAGUUGUUGGACAUGAUAUUUCAUCAGUCAGGCAUGAAAUUCCAGUGGAAAGGCACGAAAAACCCAUAAUAAGACAUGAAAUCCCUAGUUCUCCAGCAGGACCUGUUUACACUAGACCUGGAGAAAUGAGAUCCCUUGGAACUUUAUCCCUGCAGGAUCUGGGUAUACCCUCAGGUGUGAAAGCUUAUAUAAAACCAGUUUCCAUGAUGGAGAAACUUCCUAGAGAGAGGAAGCAAGAGCAACACCAAGCUCAUCCGAAAAAUGAAGAAUGUGGAUGUAUGAGAACAGAUAUUUGUGGAUUUGAGUUCGUUGAUCUCAGUUUUGGAGUUUCUUGUCCUUAUGGAGAGGUACGAUGCUGCAAAUCUUUACAGCAGCGACUGGAUAAUCCUGAUGAAGAUCUGAAGACUAAAAAUGAAGAAGAAAAAGAAGAAUUUAAGGACAAUGCAUAUAUGAUUACCAGACCUGAAGUUGGCUUUGGUCAGGUUAGACCUGUAAAUCUUGAAAUAAAUUAUGUUCCAAGAGCCUCAAUUACAUCAACAUCAACUACAUCAUCUACAUCAACUACAUCCACUACAUCAACAUUAACUACAUCAAAAUCAACUACAUCAUCAUCAACUACAUCAUCAUCAACUACAUCAUCCACAUCAACUACUAUAACAUCAACUACUCCUACAUCAAGUACAACAGCAUCCACUACUUCUGCAUCAUCUACAUCAAAAUCUACUACCCAGACUUCAAGUACUAUAAGGUUAUCAAAAGAAACAGGUCAAGAUUCUUCUGUAACUGUUGUUGUUGCGGAACAGGGGCAGGUUUCAGUUUCUCUUCCUUCUCCUGGUUCUCCUCCUUCUCCUGGUUCUCCUUCUGCUCUUGGUUUUCCUACUGCCCCUGGUUCUCCUUCUGCCCCUAUUUCUCCUUCUGCCCCUGGUUCGCUUCCUUCUCCUGGUUCUUCUUCAACCCUUCUCCCUGCUUUAUUUCCUAUAGGAACGGAUCCAAGAAUUACUCCAAUAGCAGCUUUACCUGUCCCUACACAAUAUUCAAAUCCCAAUUCUGCUCGUCCUGCAGUGCCGAAUCCUGUUCGUUCAUCAGUUCCCAACUUUAAUCGUCCUACAAUUCCCGACCCUCAUCGUCCAAUAGUUCCUACCCCAGCUCCAGGUAAAUUAUCAACCCUUUCUGCCCACCCUGUAGUUCCUCACUCAGCACCUUAUCUUGUUUCAGCCAAUUCUGCACGUCCUGCAGUUCCGAACCUAGCUCAGGGUGUAGUUUCUAACUUUUCUCCUGCAGUUCCGACCCCUGUAUCUCAAAACACUCUCGGGGACAAAACUUUCUUUGACCGGGAGGACAGAUUUCAAACCAAUUUCAAUAACCCGCAGCCAUUACCAGGACAAAUUUAUCGUCGGACAGGACAAGCCUACCCAUCAGGACAGGGUUUCCGACAAGUUCCCGGACAAAUCUACAGAGGGGGUUACUAUCGGACAACUGAAGCUCCCGGAUUUAUCGAAUCUAUUGGACAAUCUGCACUUGAUCUUACUAAAGGAUUCUUUAGCUGGCCGUUCUAAACUUUUAAUAUUUUUAAAAUAUUAAAAUCAAAUUUGUAAAUACAUUAGAUGAUGAUAAAAAUGCGAAAUCUAAAAAUAUCUAAAAUUUCUUUGCAUUCAAUAUGUAUAUUAAUAUUUUUUCUCUCACAAACGCACACUUUAUAGAAUGUUUUGCAUUUUUCUCUUUGGACUAGAUGAAUAUAACUCCUUUAGCCGUAAAAUACGUAUGUAGCUAAUAAUAAAUUUUUAACUAAACUAUAAUUUAUGUAUAUUAUAUAUGCAUUC